This is a messenger RNA of Eruca vesicaria subsp. sativa (arugula), 825 nucleotides long. The record is from the annotation of a GenBank genome assembly. Lineage: Eukaryota; Viridiplantae; Streptophyta; Magnoliopsida; Brassicales; Brassicaceae.
AUGGCGAGUAGUAGUUCGUCGAGUUAUGGGAUUGAGCACCUUCAAAAAGAAUGUUACUAUGAGUGGAUGAGUUUACAAGCCAAACACAUAGUUGAUCUCAAAGAAGCACUCAUGAGCCAACGAUCCAAUGACGAUCAUUACCUACUCGAACACCUCGUUGGUAAAAUCAUCAACGACUUCCAAAGCUAUGCCAAAAAACGAUCGGAGCUGGCAGACCGAAGCUGUUCUAGCUACUUUGCACCAUCCUGGAACUCUUCUCUAGAGAAUGGUCUUCUAUGGAUGGGAGGAUGUCGUCCUUCAUCUUUUAUUAGACUUAUAUACGCUCUAUGUGGAUCCCAUGUUGAAACUCAUCUUUCUCAGUAUAUCCUCGAAAUGGAUGAAAAGGUCGAUGAUGCGCAUGUUGGUGAUAGUUCUAUGAGUGAUCUCACGGGGACGCAGCUUGAGAAAAUCAAUGAAAUACAUAUAGAGGUGAUAGAGAAAGAAGAUAAGAUAACUAAAAAAUGUGCAAAUUUGCAGGAGGAUGUUGCGGAUAUGCCAGUCGCCAUCACGGCCUUCUCGAGGGAUUGGGUUGAAGCUGACGUGGCGGUUGAAGAUGCUUUAGAUAAGCAUGAAGAGAACAUGGCUGGUAUAAUGGUGGAGGCUGAUAAGGUGAGGCUAGAGACGCUUAGGAGUAUUGUGGACGUUUUGACUCCGGUUCAAGCGGCGGAGUUCUUGCUCUCCGGGAAAAGAUUACAAGUGUCCUUGCAUGAAUGGAGAAGAGCACCUGCCGAUGCAGCAGCAGCAAGGGGCGGAGCCGGGAAGUCAAAGAGAUCGGCCACUUGUUGA